Molecule: messenger RNA, 3187 nt
Organism: Euleptes europaea (tarantolino)
Lineage: Eukaryota; Metazoa; Chordata; Lepidosauria; Squamata; Sphaerodactylidae
Gene: ITGAV
Product: integrin subunit alpha V
Exons: 30
Coding region: 1-3114 (1037 amino acids)
Biological process (GO): cell-cell adhesion; cell adhesion mediated by integrin; angiogenesis
Cellular component (GO): external side of plasma membrane; integrin complex
Molecular function (GO): integrin binding
Source: RefSeq, a predicted model, not a curated record
AUGGCUCGCGUGUGCGCGCUGCUCCUCGUCGGCCGCCUGCUGGCGCCGGGCGCCGCCUUCAACCUGGACGCCGACGGCCCCGCCGUCUACUCCGGCGCGCUGGGCAGCUACUUCGGCUUCGCCGUGGACUUCUUCGCGCCCCACCCGGCCUCGACAUUUCUUCUAGUGGGCGCCCCAAAGGCAAAUACGAGCCAACCUGGAAUUGUACAAGGAGGUCAAGUUCUCAAGUGUGGUUGGAAUUCCAACAGAAACUGCCUUCCUAUCAUAUUUGACUCUACAGGCAACAGAAAUUUUGCUGAGAAUGACCCGCUGGAAUUCAAGUCGCAUCAAUGGUUUGGCGCAUCCGUGAGAUCUAAAAACGAUACCAUUCUGGCAUGUGCGCCGUUGUAUCACUGGAGAACCGAGCAGAAAGCAGAGCGGGAACCUGUGGGAACUUGUUACCUUCAUGACGGGUCUAAAGCUGUUGAAUAUGCUCCCUGCAGGUCAACGAACAUCGAUGCCGAAGGACAGGGCUUUUGUCAAGGGGGAUUCAGCAUUGACUUUGCCCAGGGAGACAGAGUGCUUCUUGGAGGACCCGGGAGCUUUUAUUGGCAAGGCCAGCUCAUCUCUGAUCAAGUGGCCGAGAUUGUGUCGAAAUACAAAGCCAACGUCUACACCACAAAGUAUGACAACCAAUUAGCGACCCGGGCAGCAAGUGCUACUUUCGACGACAGCUAUUUGGGAUAUUCAGUGGCUGUGGGAGAUUUCAAUGGUGACGGCACAGAAGAUUUUGUCUCCGGUGUCCCAAGAGCAGCGAGAACAUUGGGCUUGGUGUCCAUUUAUGAUGGAAAAACCAUGGCAUCUUUGCAUAAUUUUACUGGAGAACAGAUGGCUGCAUAUUUUGGAUAUUCUGUAGCAGCCACAGAUAUUAAUGGAGAUGGCUACACAGAUUUGCUUAUAGGAGCCCCACUCUUUAUGGACCGUGGUUCUGAUGGCAAACUUCUAGAGGUGGGCCAGGUGACUGUAUAUCUGCAGCAAGCCUCUGGAGGCUUCCUCCCCACGAAGCUGAACGGCUUUGAGGUCUUUGCACGAUUCAGCAGCUCCAUCGCACCUCUGGGAGACCUUGACCAGGAUGGCUUCAAUGACAUUGCAGUAUCUGCUCCUUACGGUGGAGAAGGAAAGAAAGGGAUGGUUUACAUCUACAAUGGGAGAGCCACAGGUCUGAAUGGAAUACCAUCUCAAAUCCUCGAAGGGCAGUGGGCGUCUCAAACCAUGCCCCCGAGCUUUGGGUACUCGUUGAAAGGAGCCACCGACGUGGACAAUAACGGCUACCCAGACUUGAUCGUUGGAGCUUUUGGCGUCGACAGAGUUGCCUUAUAUAGGGCCCGGCCAGUAAUUACUGUAAAUGCGGUGCUAGAUGUUACCCCGUCCAUUCUCAAUCCAGAGAGCAAAUCCUGCGACCUGUAUGAAAAUAGCCAGAAAGUUUCCUGCUUUAAAGUGAAAUUCUGCUUAAAAGCUGAUGGCAAAGGAAGCCUGCCCAGAGAACUCACUUUCCAUGUGGAACUUCUGCUGGACAAGCUCAAGCAAAAAGGUGCCAUAAGGAGAGCCCUCUUUCUCCACAACAGGCAGUCCGGCCAUUCGAAGAACAUGACCGUCCUCAAAGGAGGGCGGAUGCACUGUGAGGAGCUGCUAGCCUUUUUAAGGGAUGAAUCUGAAUUUAGAGACAAGCUUACUCCUAUCACCAUAUUCAUGGAAUACCAGUUGGAUUAUAAAACAGCUUCAGAUUCUACUGGUUUACAGCCCAUCCUCAACCAGUUUAGUCCUGCGAACAUUAGCAGACAGGCUCAUAUUCUUCUGGACUGCGGUGAAGACAAUGUCUGUAAGCCAGAUUUGCGGGUGCAAGUCAACAGCGAUCAGAAGCAGAUCUAUAUCGGCGAUGACAGUCCUCUAACUCUGAUCGUAAAUGCCCAGAAUCAAGGGGAAGGAGCCUACGAAGCAGAACUCUUUGUGACCGUCCCUCCUCAAGCUGACUUUAUCGGCAUCGUUCGAAACAACGAGGCUCUAGCAAGGCUAUCCUGUGCGUUUAAAACAGAGAAUCAGACACGACUGGUCGUCUGUGACCUUGGAAAUCCCAUGAAAGCUGAGACCAAACUCUCGGCAGGUCUUCAUUUCAAUGUCCACCAAGAGUCUGAGAUGGAUACUUUUGUGAAGUUUGAUCUUCAGAUACGUAGCUCCAACUUGUUUAACAACCUAAGUCCAGUGGCAUCUUAUCAGGCGGACCUGGCAAUCUUAGCAGCUGUUGAAAUCAGAGGGGUCUCCUCUCCCGAUCACAUCUUUCUCCCAAUACCCAACUGGCAACCCAAGGAGAAUCCAGAAACAGAAGAUGAUAUUGGGCCUCUGGUUCAACACAUCUAUGAGCUCCGAAAUAAUGGCCCAAGUGCCUUCAGCAAGGUGAUGCUCAAUCUCCAGUGGCCGUACAAGUACAACAACAGCACCCUGCUGUAUAUCGUCCAGUACGAAAUUGAAGGGCCCAUGAACUGCACCUCGGAUAUGGAGAUCAACCCGCUAAAAAUUAAGAUGUCGGCUACUGGACAAGAUGAAAAGAAUGAAACAUUGAACGGAGAAGACAACCGCGAUCACCAUAUCAAUCGGAGGGAUCUGAGCGCUGCAGAGGGAGACGUACAAACUUUGGGCUGUGGAACUGCUGAAUGUUUGAAGAUAUUCUGUCAAGUUGGUCGCUUGGAAAGGGGAAAGAGUGCGAUUCUGUAUUUAAAAUCUCGCCUCUGGACUCAGACCUUCAUGAAUAAAGAAAACCAGAACCAUUCAUAUUCACUUAAGUCGUCCGCAUCCUUCAGUGUGAUCGAGUUCCCAUACAGGAAUCUUCCCUUUCCUGAAGACGUUCACAAUUCUACAAUAGUUACCACAAAUAUCUUGUGGGGUAUCCAGCCAGCUCCCAUGACAGUGCAAAUAUGGGUAAUCAUAUUGGCUGUCCUGGCAGGGCUAUUGCUUUUGGCCCUCCUGAUUUUUGUAAUGUACAGAAUGGGAUUCUUCAAACGGGUGCGGCCACCUCAGGAAGAACAAGAAAGGGAACAGCUGCAGCCCCAUGAAAAUGGAGAAGGGACAUCAGAGGCCUAAACAGUGUUUUAGCUGUGUCAUUUACUGAAAUAUUUUACAGUUGCCAACGUCUUCCCUUUAAAAUCUGCCUUUU